Argentina anserina (silverweed cinquefoil) is the source of this 1694-nucleotide messenger RNA. RefSeq names its product patatin-like protein 2. Gene Ontology annotation, molecular function: monoacylglycerol lipase activity; glycerophospholipase activity. Bases 236 to 1477 code for a protein of 413 amino acids. The record is from RefSeq and is a predicted model, not a curated record. Gene Ontology annotation, biological process: lipid metabolic process. NCBI's taxonomy places the organism in Eukaryota, Viridiplantae, Streptophyta, Magnoliopsida, Rosales, Rosaceae. The transcript has 7 exons.
CUUGGUUACAUAGAAACUUGUCCAACUUAAAAUCUUAUUGUGCCAUUAACAUACAAGUUUGUGGUCAGACUUGGACGAGAAAGAUCUCUAUAUAAAGGGUGAACCACCUAGGGUUGCUAAUCAACUGGAUCUAUUCCUCCUCGAUCAACCUAGCUAGCUAGAUCCCGGUUUCGAUUCAUUACUACUCAUUCGAUCACUGUGUUUUGAUUCAUCACUACCUGUCCGUCUAUCUCUAAUGGCCAUGGAGAGAGCACGAUCAUUCCUUCAGUCUCCCACUUAUGGAAACCUCGUUACUGUUCUUAGCAUUGACGGAGGUGGAAUAAGAGGGAUUAUCCCCGGGACUAUGCUCAGCUUCCUAGAGUUCGAGCUUCAGAAGCUGGAUGGUGAAGAUGCAAGACUAGCUGAUUAUUUUGAUGUAAUCGCUGGAACCAGCACAGGUGGUCUUGUCACUGCUAUGCUUACUGCCCCAGGUGAAAAUAACCGUCCCUUAUUUGCUGCUAAAGAUAUUAACGACUUUUAUCUUGAACACUGCCCUAAGAUCUUCCCCCAAGAUAGCACCUUAAUAAUAGGUGAAGCUUUAAAAGCUGUGAAAGGGCCAAAAUAUGAUGGGAAGUAUUUGCAUAACAUAGUCAAGGAAAAGUUAGGAGACAUAAGAUUGAAGGAGACACUGACGAACGUUGUAAUUCCAACUUUUGAUAUAAAGAGGCUUCAGCCAAUCAUCUUCUCCAGCUAUGAGGUUGAUAAGAAGAAGAGCUUAAAUGCUUUACUCUCCGACAUAUGCAUUGCAACUUCAGCAGCGCCAACUUAUCUCCCAGCUCAUCAUUUCGAAACAAAAGAUUCCAGCAGUGGAGAAGCGAGAGAAUUUGAUCUGAUUGAUGGUGGAGUCGCUGCUAAUAAUCCGACCUUGGUUGCUAUAAGCGAAGUAACAAAACAAAUCCAUCAAGGAAAUCCUGACUUUUUUCCUAUAAAACCAACUGAGUAUGGGCGAUUCCUAGUUGUAUCACUGGGUACUGGUUCGGCAAAAUGCGAGGAGAAGUAUCACGCUGCGCAUGCGGCUAGGUGGGGCGUUUUGGGGUGGCUGACUGGAGGCGGUUCAUGCCCUCUGGUUGACAUAUUUACUCAAGCCAGCAGCGACAUGGUGGACUUCCACAUCUCCACUGUCUUCCAUGCUCUUCAUUCUGAAACAAAUUACCUUCGGAUCCAAGACGAUACGCUGGACAAAACAGUGUCUUCAGUGGACAUUGCUACACAUGAAAACUUGAACAAUCUUGAAAAAGUUGGAGAGGAAUUGUUAAAGAAACCGGUUUCAAGGGUGAAUAUGGAAACUGGGAUGUUUGAGCCUGCCCAUCAGUCCACAAAUGAAGAGGCUCUCGUAAGGGUUGCGGGAAUUCUAUCUAGAGAGAGGAGAGUUCGGGAAAUGAGAUCGCCACACGGUCGGAAGGCUGCGGCCGCUACUAAAACUGCUAGCUCCGACUGAUGAUCCGUUACAGUAAUUUCAAUAGUUCAUUUUAAUUAUAUAUAGAAGUAAUCACUCGUCAUGAAAAUAAUAUAAGUAUUGCUUGUGUAAUCAAGAGCUAGAGUAAUUUACUAUUGGAAAAUGUUUUAGCGCCAGAUCUAGCGCCACAAUCUCACGUGACAUACCACGUCACCUUGUCAUGUCAGCAAUUACAAUAAUCACAAAAUGUCAUUUUUGA